Messenger RNA from Stereum hirsutum FP-91666 SS1, 1027 nucleotides. RefSeq lists its product as uncharacterized. The record is from RefSeq and is a predicted model, not a curated record. The coding region runs from base 352 to 960 and encodes 202 amino acids. Lineage: Eukaryota; Fungi; Basidiomycota; Agaricomycetes; Russulales; Stereaceae. The transcript is spliced from 3 exons.
GGCUGUCGCAGCAGUCGUGAGGUUCCUACCAACUUACCGUGUACCGAAGUUGGUCUACAUAGGUCUGCAGCCAUUGUUAUCUUCAUACAAUGAUCCGGGAACGUGCCGUCUAUAGAAAUCAAACCUGUGUAUCCACGUUUCACGGUCUACAGUACCCAUCCUGUCAAGAAUCCAGAACGCUAAGUAUGCAUCACCUGUCUAUAAUCCGAUUGAUGAAGCCGCACUAGAGGCAUGUCACCUCCAUUGUUUAUGGACAAAUUCCCGGCGGCGCUGCUUAUAAGGCGGACUAUGACUCCUGACUCCAUCUUCCAGCGUCCCUCUUCCUAAUCCACCCAGAUCCCAUCUCGUAUCAUGUCUGACGAAUACACCGUUACCCUCACUCUCCACCCUGACAAUCCAUCGAACACGAAGCUGGUCGACGAAGAUGGAAACACCGCCUAUACUAUCACUACGACCUUUGACGACAAGAGUGUCCCUACCACGAGAAUAUGCGACGAGACAGGGAAGCGUGUUGCAGAUUGGAUAUGGAGGGACAUGAAUCGGUCUCAUUUGCUGGCGUUCAAGGAUAGGAAACGCGAGGCAGCAAGUAAUUGGUUGCAGAAGAGCAUGAUCCCGUUCAAGACAACGGCGAGAUUCGUAGAUGACAAGGGCCGCGAGUUUAAAUGGAAGAACAACGAGCCAGGUCUGCAUCUCCAACUUUUCUCUGAGGACAGCAAGACUCGACCUAUCGCUCGCUUUGUACCACCACAAAUCGACCCUAAAGCACCUCGCGGCUCACCGCCUGUCGCACCUGCGAAACUCCUUCUCGAUUCGCUAGCAGAUGAGAUAUCGGACGAAGUCGUGGUCUCCUUUAUACUGCUAGAGGCCAAGAAGAGGGAAAAGGAGAUAGAGAGUGGUAAUCGUGCAUCUUCAGAGGUGUUUCUUGGACCACUAGCGGCUGGGACGACGGGUACAGCAUAGGUACCGCGAUGCAUUGUAUUGACUGUUCCGUGUCGAUAUUUUUUGGGACCAUUAUCAUUGCUUUCGG